This is a messenger RNA of Ictalurus furcatus (blue catfish), 4130 nucleotides long. RefSeq names its product hippocalcin (gene hpca). Bases 1238 to 1819 code for a protein of 193 amino acids. The record is from RefSeq and is a predicted model, not a curated record. The transcript has 5 exons. Gene Ontology annotation, molecular function: calcium ion binding. NCBI's taxonomy places the organism in Eukaryota, Metazoa, Chordata, Actinopteri, Siluriformes, Ictaluridae.
UUUGCCACCCAGUGAGCCGUCAUGUUUGAUCACAUAACACAUGAGUAUGAAGCAUUUACAGACAAGUGUUUCACAUAGUUAGUCAGAAUGUGACGAACGAAACUAUAAAAGACAUAAUCAGUGCAAUGGAGAACAAAAAUGCUCAUGGAGGAAAAGAGGGCAUUGUACUGUACACGCUCGAAGUUGAUCAAAAUAAUUGUGACGUGGAACAUGUGAUCGCAGACGUGGGGAUUAUGAGAGAGGCUUCCUGCGCAGAGGCUGUCUACUGUACUGCACAAUAACGGUUAAGGGGAAAAUCUUGCUGAGAGGGCAAUUUGUAUUCUGAUGAAAGAGGAUGUGUAUUUUUAGAACCCUCCUCAUCCAGACAGGAAAUGGGAUAGCGGGCUCCAUAAUGUUUCAUAUAAAAUACUUUCUCAAAUAUUUUCCUUUCCCUAGUGUUGCAUGCCGUUUCCCAAGCCCUUGGGUUGGAUAUUUUACACUUCUGUACAGAGUAGGAACACAGUGGGUAUUAUUGUUUCUAUAAUAAGCAUUUGACUCUUGCUGGGUUAUUCACUGUAAAGCUGAACAUUUUGAUUUAGGCUAGGUAAAAACAAAUCUUAUUUCCUUCAUUUACAAAAUGCAGAAAUACGUAGUUGUGUUUCAUACAAGGAUCACAAAGAGCAAACAACAUACUUGUUAUUUUUCACAUUUAUUAAAGGGAGCCUCCAUGUUCAGUUUCUAUGCUUAAUUUCAUGACCUCUUUGAACUAAAAUUAGACAUUGUGUUCUAUCUCAAAAUAAAAAGCACAUUAACUGCACUUAUUUCCAAAAGUGACCAUGAUGGCCUCCUGAAUCAUUCAGCUCUCUCUCUCUCACACACACACGCUCUCUCUCUCUCUCUCACUCUCACUCUCUCUCUCUCUCUCUCUCUCUCUCUCACUCUCUCUCUCUCUCUCUCUCUUGCCUGUUCUCUUAUCGACUGAAUAACUGUUUGUCAUUAAGCUCAUUCCGAUUUCAGCACUUGCUGAGCACGUUUGCUUGCUUCUCUUCAGAAACAUGAUUGAAAACAGGACAAGAAGGUUCAAAGGCUAAAAUAGCUGGAGUCUGAGUGCUCCUUUUAAGGAGGAUGGAGUUACAGACGGACGGGAAGUAAUCAGCUGUGUACGCCAGCGGGCGAAAAAAAUACUGCCUCGGAUUUGUGCUGCAGUGGGUCUGACCCCGGGGUUGUGUCAUUGCUGUGCACACACAGACUCGUCACCAUGGGAAAGCAGAACAGCAAGCUCAGGCCGGAGAUGCUACAGGACCUGAGGGAGAACACUGAGUUUUCAGACCAUGAGCUACAGGAGUGGUACAAGGGCUUCCUUAAAGACUGCCCAAGCGGCCACCUGAACGUGGAGGAGUUCAAGAAGAUAUAUGCCAACUUCUUUCCAUACGGUGAUGCCUCCAAGUUUGCGGAGCACGUUUUCCGCACAUUUGACACCAACAAUGAUGGCACCAUCGACUUCCGGGAGUUCAUCAUCGCUCUGAGUGUGACAUCACGGGGAAAGCUGGAUCAGAAGCUGAAAUGGGCGUUCAGCAUGUACGACCUGGAUGGCAAUGGGUACAUCAGUCGUGAUGAGAUGCUCGAGAUUGUACAGGCAAUCUAUAAGAUGGUGUCCUCUGUGAUGAAGAUGCCUGAGGACGAGUCCACACCAGAGAAGAGGACUGAUAAGAUCUUCAGACAAAUGGACUUGAACAAUGAUGGUAAGCUCUCUCUGGAGGAGUUCAUAAAAGGUGCCAAGAGCGAUCCGUCCAUCGUGCGGCUGCUGCAGUGCGACCCCAGCAGUGCCUCGCAGUUUUGAGUCCUUUAAGAAACAGCCGCUCUGUGCAUGAAGGUUCUCGUCUUUCAUUGUUAUUUGUGUUCCAGACGGAAGAGUUUUAAGAGAAAAGAAAAAGUACAUCAGUUUUACUUUUAGUUUCUUUGAGAAGGGGCACGCAUACACCCGAAGAACAAAGACAACACCCGCAAAGACGUCUUCUGUCUGCUGCGCUUCGUCUGUCCGUGUCUCUGAGACCUAUCGAGCGCUCGGCUCACGGUGUUUAGACACCGUACUCCAGGCUCCUGGUUUUGGGAAAGACCACUCCCUGGAUAUUGUGCAUGCACUCACACACACUCCUCCCUGCCCUCAGCUCUCUCUCUCAUCCUCACGUCUAGCUAUCCUGUUUGAAUUUUUUUAUCCUUCCUUUUUGUUUUCAUAUAGGUGUGUAUAUAUAUGCAUAUACACAGUAUAAACACUUAUAAAACAUAUUAGGAAGCUAGUGUAGAUGCCAUUUUACUCAGACAGUAUUAUGUAGCUCACGUAGGUAUCCAAAUCCAUAAAAAAAAAAAAAAAAAAAACCUCCAGCAGACGCAGUGGACUGAUGGUAGGAUUUGUUUGCUUAUGAAUAUUCAUAUAGUACGAGAAGGUUUUAGAUCCCAUCGUUUCAUUUUGUUUGAUUUGUACUUUGGUUUUGUACAUACGUACUGUUUCUAACAAGGUUAUUUAUUUGUUCUUUUUUUUUUCUUCUUUUCGCCCCGCAUGUGGUGUUUUAUCACGUUGUGAAACUUGUUUUCAUGUCUCUGAAGUCAUCAGUGUGGUGUAGUCUUCAGGUCUGCAGCAGUAAACCACUGGUGAUCUUACGCUGAAGCAAGAUUGAAUUUAACUGCUGAUCCGAGGUGUGCAGGAGGUCCUUGUGGCGUCAUUAUCAAGGAUUCGCAAAACUCGGAAGAAAUAUUUCAUGACCGUAGUAUUAUAAGAUUCUAUCUGCCGUUCCGUUUGAACCCAGAUCCGAAUCUUUAUCGUUCUGAAGUCGUGAUUUGCGUCCGGGGAAACGUUCCAUGGUGUUCGGAAUCAGACGCUUGUAGCACAUGCGAUUCGAGGCGCUCCGUGUGUGUGUGUGUGUGUGUGUGUGUGAAUGUGAGCGUGAUGUGCGCAUGAUUUCUGUGCAUGUGUGUGUACUAACUUUAUAGUAUCACUUCGUGUCGUUAAAUAAGGUAUGUUUUUGAGGUAAUACUGUGUUUUUGAGCCCCAGAUUAAGUGGCAAGUCCCCCUACCUCCUGUACGUCACAGGUCCAAUUUCAUUACGACAUCCAACCUGAAAUUUGAAAAUAUCCACAAAUCAGUUCCAUAAUCUGACUCACACCUACACUGAACUAACUAUUCUCAUAAAGUCGAUCCUUUAUAAAGUUGCCAACAGUUUUGUAUUCAUGCCGGAUAUUUCAAUUUGCCCAGGCUACUAACUCGGAUACUUUUGUUUUUCCUUCCAAUUUUUUAGCUACCUGCAACUGCAAGAUUUAUUUUUUUUUAUUGCAAUAUAUAUAUAUAUAUAAACACCAAGUACUCCCUAAAAUUGUCAUUUUAAAAUGCCAGAAAAGAAUGCGCAAUGAUUUAUGAUCACACCUCACUCUUUAAAAAAAAUUUGAUAUUUUUUCUUAAUCCAAAAAAAAAAAGAGAGGUUAUCACAGUGAGCGCUAGCUCUAAGGGCUUAUUUCCACUCUUGAUUGAAGGGGUGUAUGAAAAUAUCACUGCUUUCAUCUCUCUAUUUGGUGUCACAACAACUGAGAGAAAACUUCAUCUCCCCUCGGCAACGUUUCAAUCCGCCGCCUACGUUUUUGUGUAUGGUGAUGGAGCUUCGGUCGCUCUUGUAUCAUUACACUCCCAGCUUUUUGUCUAACUUUCCAAGACAUUGCUUCCAAAUUUGUACUGAGACUGUACGUGCUUCUGGACCCUUAUUGCAAUUUCUCUUUUAUGUUGCAUGAAAACUUCACGUGAAGACAUCAUGAUUGUCCCCUCCUUCUUUACUGAAAUUGAUGACAAAUAUAUGUACGUGUUUAAAACUUUGUCUGGAGGUGAUUUCUAUGAUGCCAAUUGCAUAGAAACAGAAAAGAGUUUGAGCAGUGUUAAUGUCUUCUGAUAGCUGAUUGGUCCAGGUCAUAGGGUUACAUCAUUUUACAGUAUGUGGUGAUGUGUUCUCAUGGGACAGACAGCUCACACACAUUAAUGAGAAGUUUAUUAAAACAGACAUCAGGAGCAAAAUUUAUUCACCUAAAAUAAAUACUUUAAUCUGUUUAGCAUGUCAGGGUUUUUUUUAGUUUUUUUGCACAUUAAAUUAAUUUUGAAAAAAAAAAAAAAA